Molecule: messenger RNA, 5142 nt
Organism: Closterium sp. Naga37s-1
Lineage: Eukaryota; Viridiplantae; Streptophyta; Zygnematophyceae; Desmidiales; Closteriaceae
Source: the annotation of a GenBank genome assembly
AUGAAGUCUGCGCGAGCAGCGCAGUUGACGGCGGGGAAGGCACUGGUGGUGGUGGGGUCGGCGAACGCGGACGUGUACGUGGAGGUGGCGCGCAUGCCGCUGGCGGGCGAGACGGUGAGCGCCACCUCGGGCUGCACGCUGCCCGGCGGCAAGGGCGCCAACCAGGCCGCGGCGGGCGCCCGCCUGGGGCAUCCCACGUACCUCAUCGGACAGGUGGGCAGCGACGCGAACGGCGCCAUGCUGUCGGCAGCGCUGGCAAGCACGGGCGUGCACGUGGACCACCUGGUCACGCUAGGCGCGCCCGCCUCCGCCUCGUCCUCCGCCGCCAUGACGUCCGCGCACCCCAGCGUGGUGGCCGCCAACGCCGCCAAGGCGGAGGCCGAGGCAGCCCUGGGGCAGGCGCAUGCGGCGGCGCAACGAGCGCAGCUGGCUGCGGCGACGGCAAGCCGGGAGGCACAGGCUGCUGCUGGCGGUAACUUCCGCACAGGGGCUGCGAGCGCUGCUGCGGCCACUGCACAGGCGGAGGCAGAGGCAGCAGCUGCAGCACAAAGAGCGGCGUCGGCGGCAGCACGGGCUGCUGCAGAGGCAGCGGCAGCAGCGGACGGACAGAGUGAGGCUGCUGCAAGGGGGGCGGCCGCUGCCGCUGCUUCUGCUGCGACUGCGGCUGCUAACAUGGCAGGGGGCGGUGGAGAAGGGAGUGUGGCAACAGGGCAGGCGAUAGUGAUGCUGCAGGCGGACGGCAGCAACGCCAUCAUCAUUGUGGGCGGGGCGAACAUGGCGUGGAGCAAGAGGCGCGUGGAGGGCAGGGGUGGGGGGCGCCGGGAGUCGUUCUUCAGCGAGCAGGCGAGGGAGGCGAUCCGCGGGGCGGGCAUGGUGCUGCUGCAGAGGGAGCUGCCGGAUGACGUCAACGCUGAAGCUGCGGAGCUGGCAGGUGCAGCGGGAGUACCAGUGGUGGUGGACAUGGGGGGCAUGGACGGGCCUCUACCAGACGUCAUGGUGCGGCGCGUGGCAGUGAUGAGCCCCAACGAGACGGAGCUGUCUCGCCUCACAGGCCUGCCCGUCUCCUCCAUCCCCGACGCUGAGAAGGCUGCUCUCACCCUGCUGGCCAAGGGAGUGCCCAAGGUGCUGGUGAAGCUGGGCAGCAGUGGCUCCCUGCUCGUGUCCUCCUCCCCUCUCGCACCCGCCUCCUCCUCCUCGCCCCUCUCUGCUACUCUCACCACGGGCACGGAUGGCUCGGGGCGUCAUGUGUGGCAGCUGCGGCAGCCAGUGGUGCCGGCACGCAUAGUGGUGGACACAACAGGGGCCGGCGAUACCUUCACCGCUGCAUAUGCCGUGGCACUGCUGUCCGGCUCCUCUGAUGCUGAUGCGCUGCUAUUCGCCUCCUGUGCUUCUUCGCUGUGUGUACAAAAGAAGGGAGCCAUGCCAAGCCUCCCAGAUCGGGCCGCGGUGCAAGCUUUGGUGCAGCAAUCGCAGAACUCUUGCCUUCCCGUCCAUCCAUCUCCGCCUUUCCGUGCUGCCCUUCCCCCUCCUCCACCCAACCUGUCCACUGCGCCUCCCCCGUCCCUCUGCCGCGCAAAGGCAGUGAUGCUGGUGUGCGUGCAGCACGGUUGCAGAGGUAGCGUUGGCUGCGCAAGCCAGGCGAAGUGGAGCACACACAAACGACACCACCAACUCCCCAAACAACCAUCUGCUGUAGUGUUGCAAUACCCAGCUCACUUCUGUCGACCCCUCCAGCCGCAUUCACUUGUGCCUUCGCCGCGCGACAUCCAUUGCCAUAUUUUGCCGCCAGUCGACAAUCUGCGCGAAGCGUCUUCCCCACUGCAUAUUUCCGCAAUGACUGCCGCCAUGCCAGCGUCAUCCCUCGACCCGCCCGCUCGCCGCUGGUCCUUCGCGCCCACUGCCGUCUUGACCUGCUGCUUCUCCGCCCCGCAUGCGGACCGGGAAUGCGCGGAAAAUCACGGUAAACCGCAGCGAGCGGUGACGUCAUUGGAUGCAGGUGUUGCAGUGUGCGAUUCAUCGGCGCAUGCCCAUGACCGCGAGGAUCGCAACAUCGCAUGUGCCCAAUCAUACAACACUCACAGCGUCGGAGCAAACGGUAUCCGCAAAUUCGAUGACAGCAGCUCGGAGACUUCAGAUGCCAAAGGCACUGUCGGCUCGCGUUGCCCUGCGCCUCAUGCGGACGCCAGGCGUAGCGGCUCUGCCGGAGCCGGAUCCGGAAAAUGCGCCGACGGGCUCGCCGGUGAGGGCGGUCGGAGCCGGCUCUCCCGCUUGCUGUCCUCGAUCCGCCGCAAGCGCCGCCGGCAGCCAGGCUCGCUGGGGGGACAGCAGCACCACGGCGGGCAACGCGACGCGGAAAGGAGGGUGGGAGGGGAGGGCGGAGAGCCGGCGCCUGGUCCAGACGAGGCGCGGGACGUGUGGGAGGCGGCGGAGACCGGUGGGCUGAGCGCGUGGGUGGUGCCCGCCGUGGCGGCGGCGAACGCAGCGACGGCUGCGCUGGGCGACCUUGUUAUGGGCGGUGGGCGCUUCUGCUUCCCGUCCCACCGGACCUUCCCCCCGCGCACAUCACUGAGCCGCUCCCGCAGCGUCAGUAGCGCCCACGAUGCCGCGGCGGAUAGUUCGCGGAGCCGCGGAAGCGUGUUGGGGCGGAACGCCAGCCUUGAGCGAAAUGCGGGUGGCGAAUCCGCGCGUGCUGGCGCAAGCCAAGGGGGAGGCGCAGAGACAGGCGACUGGGAGAAGAGCGAGAGGCGCGGCACAGACGCGCCUCAAGAAAGCGGAGCGCGCGAGGAUUCGACGUGGGAGGUUGAAGGGCAGUCGACGGCGGCCGCGGAUAGCGAAGGCCGUGAGGAGGAGGGGGUGACGCGUGGAGGGCAGGAGGGGGCGAUCUGCGAUGGUGACGCGGGCGCGGAUGCGGACGAGGGUGGGAAUGCGCUGAGAGCUGCUGAGAUGGGCUCGGACGGGCCUGCGGGAGGGGGUAGCACGUGCCAAGCUAGGGACGCGGAGGAGUGCGGGGACGGGGAGAACGCGUCGGCAGCGGGUCUAGAGAAGCGCUUGCUUCCGCAGGAGGCGAAAGGGGAGGGGGAAGGUAGCGAGGAGAGUAAAGCGGGCAGGAAUGGGAUCACGGGUGGUGCGUUGGAGGGCAGUGCUGGCGCGGCUACUAGCAACGGCGCGAGGCGGGCGGGCAAGCCGGUGAAUCGCGCGUGGCACCACAGGGGCGCGUCGGAGGGCGAGGGUGCGAGCGCGCGCCCCUCCUCCAGCGGUGGUGCCGUCAGCGCUUCCCCCAUGCCUCCCCUGCCGCCCCGGCCACAAACGUCCGCAGUGGCGAGGGAUGGGAAGGGCGGAGGAGAAGGGGCGCGGGCAAUACAGGGCGGGGGAGAUGUGCAGGUGCUGCGGAUGGAGUGGGGGAGUGGCGGAGAGGCGGGGUGGGUAGUGAGGCACGGGCGACAGCAGCGCAGGCAGCUGCAGGCACAACAGGAGGAGGAGGAGGAGGAGGCGCAUGUGGAGGAGAGCGAGGAGGUGCAUGCGGUGGGUGAGGGCUCGACACACUCGCAUGCCAGUGCGAGUGGCAGUGGGGGCCGGCAUGGUGCAGGUGGCGUUGACACGGCAGCGGGGAGCGGUGGUGGCAGCAGCAGGAUGAAGGCGGGGUGGGGAGGGGAUGGCAGGGAAGCAUGUGUGCGGCAUGCGCGGUCGCGGUCCAUGGCAGUGAGCCUGCCGUCCUCCUCCACGCUCGUCCACGUGCACCCGUUCCAGCAACGCGUUCGCAUGUUCACCACCGCCUCCACAUCCCCCUCCGUGCACGCUCCCCCCACGCUCACUGCCUCCGCUGCCCAGCUGCCUGCUGACCGCGCGUGUGUGCGCUCACUUGGUGCGCGGCCGAGCACUGAAGGGUGGCCGGAGCACACAGCGGAGGCUGGAGCACCCAUGCUGCAGGCGUCGCCGCGAGUGCAGAUGCUGCAGCGCCCCCAUUCCGCUGGUGGGCGGCGCCCCAACUGCAGCUGCCUGAGCUGCAGCGGUGGCAGCGGUGGUGCCAUGCAUCAUAGCGCUGCCCCCCUCGCUCCUUGCACUCGCGACUGCAGCGAUGACAGGAGCGCACCGCACAGUCAGCCGUGGGGCGACAGCGGGCAAGCACUCGAGCCACCCUCUGCGUACGAGGGCUCUGGGCUCCCUGCUCUCGAUGCAGGUGCUGACAGCCUGGUGCCAUUGGCCCCAUGCUCCCCUGUUCACAGCAGAGGUGCAGUGCCACGGAGUGCCAGUGGCAGUGCUGGUCGCAGCAACAUACUGAGGAGCAGCAGUGGGAGCAGUGCCGCCAGGCCCGUGCGCCGGGUUGCAGAGAGUGACGCGCACAGCACCAACUCCCCAACCACCUUCCACGGGUCCCCUGCCCCAACCAAUCGCAGCCCCAUGCGCCCCCCCCUGGCUGCCGUCCCUUGGGAGCAGGGAGUGGCGGGUGGCGGAAGAUCAGGGGUGGCACAGUCAGGCGUGGGCAGGCCGGGCAGGACGAGGAAGGUGAGGCGGUGGGCGAGUGAGGACUUCAGGGAUGCCAUGGCCGUGGGGCAGUCGCCAGGCAGUAUGCCGCAGGCGGGGGGGAGGGAGGCAGGGAGUGGGAGCGAGAGGGAGGCGGGCACGGUAAGAAGUAGUGCCCCGUGGGCCAGCAGAGGGCAGGGCAUGGACAGUGCGGGGGAGUUGAUGCAGGAGUCUGAGUGGAUGGGGGAGGAGAGGGGGUCAAGGUGGGCAGUGGAGGGGUUUGGAUCUCCAGUGGGCAGUGGUGAUGAGGCUAGGGAGCACAUGGGCAGAGAGCAGGAGCGGAGGAUGAGAAGGAGGGGGGUAGGGCAGAGGGUAUCACGAGAGAGGGCGACAGGGGUGGUAGAUGACUGGGAGGACCCCGAGUGCAGAAAUGUAGGGAGUGGGGAUGUAGAGAAUGGGGGCGGCAGUGGGCAUGCGAGGGUAGGGGCAGGUCCUCGGGUUGUAGGCAGCAGGCGGCUUCAGAAGCACAGUGACUGCAACUCGCAGCAGUUGCAGUGGGAGGAGUUGCAACACAAGGGUCAACAGCAGGUGGCUGCAUUUGAAGCUGUAUACGAAGGUACGCUGUCAAGGCUUGAAGCCAGUGCAGCAGCUGCUGCAGACAGCACCGUUGAGCUUGUGUAG